AUGUUGAAUUCUUCAGGAUUAGUUGGAAAUGAUACAUAUUUGAUUGGUUUGGAUAAAGAUGAUAAUCAAUGGUAUUGGAUUGAUGAUCAUAUGGAAUUGAAUUAUACAAAUUGUCGCGCAUUAGAACCAAAUAGUUGCUGCGGAAGGAAAGUGAAAUGUGUUGCGGUAAACUGGAACGGAAUAAUGAACAAUCAAUGGGACGGUAUCGAUUGUAAUAAUAUCCCUCCGGCAAAUUUCAUAUGCAAAAAGAAACUUUAA
Messenger RNA from Loa loa (African eye worm), 258 nucleotides. RefSeq lists its product as hypothetical. The record is from RefSeq and is a predicted model, not a curated record. The coding region runs from base 1 to 258 and encodes 85 amino acids. The transcript has a single exon. Lineage: Eukaryota; Metazoa; Nematoda; Chromadorea; Rhabditida; Onchocercidae.